Hyla sarda is the source of this 2749-nucleotide messenger RNA. Its product is annotated as hyaluronidase-1-like. The transcript is spliced from 4 exons. Gene Ontology annotation, biological process: carbohydrate metabolic process; hyaluronan catabolic process. Gene Ontology annotation, molecular function: hyalurononglucosaminidase activity. Bases 283 to 1731 code for a protein of 482 amino acids. The record is from RefSeq and is a predicted model, not a curated record. Lineage: Eukaryota; Metazoa; Chordata; Amphibia; Anura; Hylidae.
CUCAGGUUGUGUCUCUGUCUUCCUGGGUAUUAGUGAUUCAUCUACUGAUCUUGUACAGCUUUGUAAUCUGCUCUGUUCAGGACUCCAAGAAAGCUGGAUGACAUUGGAAGAUACAGUCUUCAGUGCACUUAUGUGUCCUUCUCUUACAUCUAAAACGGAAUCAAUCACUGAGAUCCCUUAUUAUUAUCUCUGCAGAUCAUCACAUUAUGCAGAGAUGGAUGGAGCGGCCACUGUGAUGUCACCAGGAUUAUAUACUCCUUCUACAGAGAUGCCACAUCCAGUAUGACCUCAAGAAAUGAACUCAGCUUGAUGGGACUCCUGAGUAAUAGUGAUAUGAUGUCCUGCUGCCUUCUCCACUUCUCAGCCUUCUACACACUUCUCCCUCUCUCCCACUUGUAUAUCCUGGCCUAUUCUUAUAUAGACAUCUUAGAGCGGCCAUUUGUCAUUCUCUGGAAUGCACCGACCCGACCAUGCCUGGAAAAAUAUGGGGUAGCGAUUGACCUACCCAAUUAUGACAUUAUCAUCAACCAGAACCACUCGUUUCUGGGCCCUGAGAUGGUGAUCUUUUAUAACACCCAGCUGGGCCUUUACCCAUUCUAUGACAAAGACAACAAACCAGUCAAUGGUGGUCUUCCGCAGAAUGGCAGCCUGGAGGAACAUCUGGAGAAAGCUCACCAAGACUUAGGAGCCAUCAUGACUGAUGAUAAUUUUAGGGGAGUGGCAGUGGUAGACUGGGAACAGUGGAGACCCCUGUGGGAUCGUAACUGGGAAAGAAUGCUACUCUACCAGCAACGGUCACUAGAAUUGGUCAGUCAGAUGCAUCCAUAUUGGUCAUUUAGGAAGAUAAGGAGAGUGGCCAAAAGACAAUUUCAGGCAGCUGCCCAAAGAUUCAUGACAGCCACUCUUAAGCUGGGCCGCAAACAGAGACCGCAAGGCAUCUGGGGGUUCUAUGGAUUCCCAGAAUGUUAUAAUUUUGAGUACAAAAACAGUAGCCAGAACUACAGUGGGAGAUGUCCAGAGGAAGAAGUGCAGAGGAACAGUGACAUUAGCUGGCUGUGGAACAUUAGCCAAGCCCUGUACCCUCACAUCUACUUAGACAAGGACCUAAAAGGCUCUGAGUAUGUGCGGCCAUUUGUGAGGCACCGACUUGAAGAAGCCAUCAGAGUGUCAAAACUACGAAGGGGGACUGACCUACCUGUUCUCCCAUAUGCCCGCAUAGUGUAUACCUAUGGCAUGGACUUCCUCACUAAGGAAGAUUUGAUCCAAACAAUUGGACAAAGUGCAGUGCUGGGGGCAUCUGGUGUCAUUUUAUGGGGGAACUCAGACUACAGCUCCAGUAAGAAUUCCUGCCUGGCUGUACAAUCCUAUGUAGAUGACACCCUGGGUAAGUACCUAAAGAACAUCACCACAGCCAUAUCAAUGUGCAGCAGAGCCCAGUGCUCGGGGAAUGGCCGCUGUGUGCGUAAACACUCUGAUUCUGAUGACCAUCUGCACUUGGAUUCCCAAUUCUUCAGCAUUGAGCAGAAUCCACAUGGAAAAGGCUACAUGAUACACAGAAAGCAUCCCAGAAAGAAGAUGGAUGCCACAUGGUUACAGUUCCUUUGUCGCUGCUACAGUGGAUGGCAAGGAAGUGACUGUUCACAGAAGGUGACCAUUAAUAACCCCCUACAGUCAUUCCAUAAUGUUACUGUCUUGACCACCAACAGGAAGAACAAUGAUCAUCCGACCUGAGAGAUUGUAACUUGGAAAUAUAUAUGUCAAUAAUGUCUCAUGAUGCAUCAUUUCUAUCUAUAGUUAUAAAUCUUUACUAGAGUUUUUUUUUACCUUUGAGCACAAGAUAGUUGCUGUCCAUGUCAAUAAGGAGACAUAUCAUAGGCUGCGGGUUAUCCUGGAGCCAUGAGAUGCUACAGUGUAGAAAGUCUCAGAAUGUACCUGUCACUUUGGCUACAGGAAAGACACCUUAUCGGGGAGAUAAGUCUGUGAUUUCCUAUACAAGCAGUGGCAGUUAUGGUGUCUGACCCCAGUAGAGUUGUGCCUGGGGGCUAUUAAUAUGUGUGGUUGCUUGUUUCUUAUAAGAUAAUAAUAAUGUUUUUGUUUAUAUGUACUUUCAUAUCCCAUAAGGCUAGUUGUAUCCACCGGCAUCCUGCUGAAAACAGGAAGCUGAUGUAUACUGUAAAUGGGAGCAGCAGACCCCACUAAAUUAUGCUGACGUAUACUGUAAAUGGGAGCAGCAGACCCCACUAAAUUAUGCUGACGUAUACUGUAAAUGGGAGCAGCAGACCCCACUAAAUUAUGCUGACGUAUACUGUAAAUGGGAGCAGCAGACCCCACUAAAUUAUGCUGACGUAUACUGUAAAUGGGAGCAGCAGACCCCACUAAAUUAUGCUGACGUAUACUGUAAAUGGGAGCAGCAGACCCCACUAAUUUAAAUGACCGAACAGAGUCACCUAGUGCAUCCGUUUGCAACGUAUGCAUCAUUUUAGGUGGGCUGCUGUGCUUUUGAGUCUUCUCAAAUUAGCACAUCAUCCUGAAAAGAGUCACUAGACUAGAGUAUACGUCGCAACCCUGCUUUUGGCGGGAUGCUAAUGGUUUCGAUUAACAGGUGCACUAACGCUGUAUGAACCAAGCUCUGGGUGCAGAAAACAAGGGUGAAGGGAUGUGAAAGGGAAAAAAAUGCAUAAAAUGUAAUGUAGCACUGUUUUACUUUUUUGUUUCAGUUGUUUAAUUUUAGACAUCUUUCAUUAUUUAA